AUGUUCCUCACGCCCAGGUGGCACUUGCCGGCCAUCAGCUCCUGCCCCUUCCUCCGGUGCCGCUGCCGGACGAGCAGAGCUUGGUGCAGCCGCCUGUCACCCCCACACACGGAUGAGGUUCCCUCUCUGCCGCCUCGGCUCCCUCAGCCCUUCCUGGAGCCCGGGCUCGUUCCCGCUCCGGGAGUGACGUCACGACACCGCCCCGCGCCCGCGGUGACGUCACUGGCGGCGCGCGCGCUCUUAAAGGGCCCGCUGGAGAUGGCGGCGCUGCCGCGGGUCCUGUCCCGGCUGUGCCCCCGGCGCUGCCCCGCCCUGCCCCGGCCCGCCUGGACACCGGGACACCGGGGACACCACAGCGGCGGCGCGGGGCCGGCGCGGUCGCGCUGGGCACGGCCGGCCGGCGCUGCCCUGGCCUUCCUGGGAGGGUUCUCGCUGUUCCCGCGGGACGCCGAGGAGGACGGCGAGGACGCCAUCGUCCUGCUGCUGAAGAGAGCCAAGCUCAGCGCCAUGAAGGGCGAGCUGGCCGAGGCCGAGCGGCUCCUGCACCAGGCCCUGCGCCGGGCGCACCGCGAGGAGAACAGGCAGGCCAUCAUCUACACCUACAGCAUGAUGGGGAACGUGGCCUACAUGCAGGGACAGCUGGACAAUGCAGAGAAGCUCUACAAAGCAACUAUGAGCUAUAUGCUUGCAGGGGACACAAAGGAGGAUGACAACGCCAUCCUUGAGAUGUCCCUCAAGCUGGCCAGCAUCUACGCUGCUCAGAAACAGCACAAAUUAGCCGUAGCUGGCUACCAGUUCUGCAUCCUGACCUUAGAGGAGAAGAUUGCCAAGCAGAAGGACUUGCCUGAGGAUGUCUUAUCAGCUGAAGAAAAGGCCAACACCCGGCUCCUGCUGGGGAUGAGCCUGGACUCCUACGCCCGCUACCUCCUGAACAUCAACGAGCUCUCAGCAGCACAAGAAAUGUAUGAGAAGGCUCUGCAGAUAUCAAAUGAUGUUCAGGGAGAAACUCAUCCACAGAGUGUGGUGCUGCUGAACGACCUGGCGACGGUGCUGGACGCUCAGGGACGCUACGAGGAGGCGCACGCCUACAGCAGGAGGGCGGCACAGCUGGCAAGGGACACUCAGCACCCCGAGGAGCACAUGGUGCUCAAUAACCUGGCAGCGAUCCUGAUGCACAAAGAAGAUUUCCUGCAAGCAAAACAAGUGUACAAAGAAGCUCUCAAGCAGGCACAGCAGAAGGGAGAUGCUGCUUCUGUCCAGCAUAUCCAGGAGGAACUAGCUGAGCUGGCCAAAAGGAGAAAGGGCUCCAAAUAAAUUUGGCCACAGAGUCCAACCUUGAGGUGGCUGAAGGCAGCAAGGGUUGGUCAGCACAGGCAGUGUGGGAGCAGCUCGGUGCAAUUCUCCAGAGAAACAGCAAUGAGGAGUUUCAGGACUGCUUAAGAGGAAGGGCUGCUACUAACAGCCCAAAAUAAAGGUGUGAAAUCUUAA
Messenger RNA from Hirundo rustica (Barn swallow), 1488 nucleotides. RefSeq names its product tetratricopeptide repeat domain 19 (gene TTC19). Gene Ontology annotation, molecular function: protein binding. Lineage: Eukaryota; Metazoa; Chordata; Aves; Passeriformes; Hirundinidae. Gene Ontology annotation, biological process: mitochondrial respiratory chain complex III assembly. Gene Ontology annotation, cellular component: mitochondrial inner membrane. The transcript has 11 exons. The coding region runs from base 1 to 1314 and encodes 437 amino acids. The record is from RefSeq and is a predicted model, not a curated record.